This is a messenger RNA of Hylaeus anthracinus, 2014 nucleotides long. RefSeq lists its product as uncharacterized. Lineage: Eukaryota; Metazoa; Arthropoda; Insecta; Hymenoptera; Colletidae. The transcript has 4 exons. The record is from RefSeq and is a predicted model, not a curated record. Bases 634 to 1995 code for a protein of 453 amino acids.
AAUAAAAAACGUAUUAUUAAAAAUUGUACUCCACAUCCUAUACUUUAUAAUUCUUAUAUAUUAUUUAUAUAGCAGUGAGUAUUAUAAUUCUUAUAUAUUAUUUAUGUAGCAGUGAGUAAAAAGAGAAAUAAGAAAUAAAAAUGCAGUUGGAAAAAAAAAUGUCCAACCAAAGUCUCGAACCCACGAACUUUAGAACAUGAACCUGUACCGUAACGCUCACAGCUAAAACAGCUUCUGUUGAGAACUUGAAUGUUCCAAUAUAUCUAGUAACCUGUUUAAAGCCAUUUUUUAUAAAAACGGCUGGCCAGAUACCCCUAAUAUUUUGCACUUUUUUUAUGCCCAUCAGCUCCCAUAAUUUAAGCCCGGUCUCGUUGAAAAAGUGCUCCGGAUCGCGACCUUCCCUUGUAAGGAUCAAACUCGCUGCUUUCGAGUGCGUUCUACGCGCCGCCGGAAGAAGAAGGAAAGGAGGACCAAAGGAAGGAGUAGGAGUCAUCGCGCGUAUCCAGCCACUUUCAUUGUUAUUCGAUCUGCCUUGAUCCGAAGGCGCGAGCCGAACGCUCUAUUCGCAUCUCACGGAGAAAUAAGAUUUUUCCACCUAUCGGAGACGAUUAAUCACGCUUCGAAACUUCAGUGAUGUCGGCGUUGAAGCUACCAGCGGCCUUGUCGUUGGUGUUCCUGACGGUCAGUUUCGGCCGCGCAAAUAUUGGGAAUUGGGAAGCCUGCGGCGGAAGAUUGGAGCGUGCCCUGGAUGCACUUCACAGAGACUCCGUUAGAAGAAACAGAUUGGAGGAGGAAGAAGCUGGAACGUCCUAUCAGCAAGAACUUCGUUCUGCACCACUUGAGAUGUCAGUCUCCCGGAUUGCUGUUAAACUGCCGCAGGGUGACGCAGAGACUGGGAAUCCAUGGGCAAGAGUAGAGAAGUGCGUCUACGAGCCCAGCAACAAUUCCCUGAAGACACGAGUAAUGUUCAACGACCUCUCGGUAUCUGGCAUGGUGUCGCUGAUGCCGAGAGACCAUCAGCCACCGAUUCCAGCCGAGUCCUGCAAGAUGACGUUGAGACUUCGUCGAGCAGGCAUCGAUUUCUUAACCAAUCCUAUCGCUCGCGGCAGGGGACAGAUGCGAAUUCGAACGGAGUCUAGUUUCCUGGAGCCCAGGUUCGCCUCUAUUUACGCCUACGACUGCCACGCGAGGCGUUUGGACAAGCAGAUCAAGAGGCAGGACAAGUGGCCGCCGUUUCAUCCCCAUCGCGACGAGUUCACCGUGCUGUCGCUACCACCGGCCAAUGACUACGAGGCAGCGGAGCCACGUCAGUUAGUCGGCGUUUCCAAGGAAGUGGAUGUCGUAAUCCCGGACGAGACGCGUCAGUCUCGGUUCCUAAGUCGGCCAGUUUCAAAAUUGGGCAUUUGGCGAAAGAACGUAUGGCUCACCAAGCCGGCAUCCCGCGAAAGGAGGGAUCUCCUGCGGUCGGGUGUCCUCGAGGGUCCUCCGAGCGUCCACCGCUUUCCAGGAUCUGUCGAAACGGCUAGGAAAGUCGGUCGUCGCUCGAGGAGGGUCUCGAGAUCAACAGCGACGAUCACUCCUCAGGAUUUCGCCACCGCGUUGACCAGGAAGAGGCUCGGAACGAACGAAACCAGCAACUGCACCGAACGCGAGGAAAGUUUGGAGAACGCCACGGAUAUUUUCUUAACGUGCGCGAACAACAGCGAACUGAAGACUAAUUUCAAGAGGGAGUACAGCUAUAGCGCGAUCAGCGACGACGAUCCACCCGAGACCAGGCAGCUGUACGUCGACGAGAGUUUGGACAACAUCUUUCCGGUUGAUCUAGAGAACGACAGCAGAAGUUGGCAGUCCAAGGAGCACAUAGCCAGAGAGAUGGAGGACGUGUUUCUGAGAGGUGCUAGCCAAGCAUUGACCAGAUACAUCGAGAGACAGCUCCAUCCAGCUAUCAAAGAAACCCUCAUGCUCUCCAUGGGGUACACUAUCAGCUAUGGAUAAGGCGCCACCUUGUCUUCGU